Messenger RNA from Hyaloperonospora brassicae, 3648 nucleotides. The record is from the annotation of a GenBank genome assembly. Lineage: Eukaryota; Oomycota; Peronosporomycetes; Peronosporales; Peronosporaceae.
AUGGACACACUCGGGGCCGCCAAAGGCCAUCGCAAGCCCAAGGCCGGCGCGAAGGUGAACAAACAGAAGCGCAAAGCGUUCGAGAAGCAGAAGAAGGCGCAGCCGUCCCUCGCUGAGCAACGCAAGAACCCCAAGGCUUUUGGCGUCGCGAAGGCUGGGCGGGCGCGCAAGACCAUUCAGCGCAACUUGGACCGUGCCCAUCGGAAAGAGUAUGUCCCGCAACAGGAUCGUGGCGAAGAGCUGCCACCGCCGAUCUCAGUGGUGGUCAUGGGUCCACCUGGCAGUGGCAAGAGCACUGUCAUCCGUUCGCUAGUCAAGCGGUACACACGCCACAAUCUCGUGGACGUGAAAGGUCCGGUGACGGUUGUAAGCGGCAAAGACCGUCGGAUCACUUUUUUCGAGUGUCCGAAUGAUUUGAACGCAAUGAUUGACUUGGCCAAGAUUGCAGACCUCGUGCUGCUGCUCGUGGACGCGAGCUUUGGCUUUGAGAUGGAGACAUUCGAGUUCCUCAACAUCCUCCAAGUGUCGGGCUUUCCCAAAGUGAUGGGCAUCUUGACGCACUUGGAUGGGUUCAAAAAGAACAAGAGUCUGCGCAAGACGAAGAAGCGACUGAAAGCGCGAUUCUGGACGGAAAUCUACCAAGGAGCCAAGUUGUUUUACUUUUCGGGGAUUGCUGCCGCCAAGUACCCGAAAGGCGAGAUCAACAAUUUGUCGCUGUAUAUUUCGAGGAUGAAGUUUCGACCGCUCACGUGGCGCAAUUCGCAUCCGUACAUGCUCGCCGACCGGUUCGAGGACGUUACACCACCGGACGAUAUCCAGCGCAAUCCACUGACGGAUCGACGGGUGACGUUGUAUGGCUAUUUGCGAGGAACGCACUUGAAACCUGGUAUGAAGAUGCACAUUGCAGGUGCGGGGGAUUUCUAUAUGGAUAGCGUGACUGCAAUGCCUGACCCAUGCACGAUGCCAUCAAGUAAGAAGAGCGCAGACGGGACCGUGAAGAAGAAACACUUGACGCAAAAGGACACGCUGUUGUACGCGCCAAUGUCGGAUGUUGGCAGCAUUAUGUUCGAUAAGGAUGCCAUGUACAUUAAUUUGAGCCAGCUAAACUACACGAACCCGGAUACUGGUGAUGUCGUGGCCGACGAGCGAGAUGUAGACGACGUAGAUGGCACGACUAAGAACGGCAUACGCAUUGGACUGGGUGGUGAAGGCGUGGAAAUGGUUCAGACGAUGCAGAAGAUGAACGUUGGUCUCGAUGAGAGGCUGCGGGGUGCCAGUUUGUCGCUUUUCAAAGGCACUGCUGCAAUUCGUGCGGACGAAGUGGACAGCGAGGAGGACGAAGAGGAACGGAGUAGCGACGAUGGCGAUGACGAUAGCGAAGAUAGUGAAGACGGUGACGAUGACAAUGAAGAUGGACAGCCAACUGUUGGCAACCCGAAAGAGGUUCUUGCUCGUGACAGCUCUGGCCGGAUGCGUCGACGAGCAGUCUUCGACGAAAGCGAAGAGUCAAGUAAUGUAGUGAAGGGGGGUGUGGUUUCCGACUCAGAUGACGACAGCGACGACGAAGAUGUCGAGGAGGAGGAGGAAGAAGAAGAAGAAGAAGGAGAGCAAGUGGUCACCGAAGAGCAGUCGAAGCUGCGGUGGAAGGAGGACAUGGUGUCUCGUGCCGCUGCCAACUUCUUUGAGCGUGAGCAGGCUGAUGUGAACCUGAUGGAGCUCGUGUACGGUGAGCGCCAGAAGUUGCACAUCACUGAGCGCGAAUUGGAAAACGAGGGAGAAGCCAAGACGAGCAAGCAUGCUACAGAGGGUGACAGCGACGAUGACGACAACAACUUCUUUCGUCUAAAGCGCAAGUCGGAUGCGUUGGGAUUGUCGUCAUCAUCGUCCGAACGAUACAACGCUAUCAACGCAAUGGAUUGCUCACGCUUGCACUCGGACUCUUCUGGAGAUGCGCGUGACUGGACUAACGCUGAUAUCCUCGAGAGCAUUCGUGACCGAUUCGUGACUGGAUCGUGGAAACGUGUGAGCAAAAAGAGCAGCAGCGACGACGACGAGGAGGAUGUCGACGAUGUUGAUGCUGAUCCCUUGAACGAUGACGAUAUGGAUGGCUCGUUUGAAGAUUUGGAGAGCGGAACGGUCCACACGGGUGCCGGUAGUGAACGAAACGAUGGCAGCGACAGCAACAUAGGUGGCGAGGGCGAUGUGAAUGAGGAAGAGACCGAUGAAAGCAUUCGCGAACGUCUUCGUGCGCAGAAAGCAGCGAAGCAGACUAUCGUGGACAAUGACGACUACGUCGAAGUAGGUGGCCGCACGAUAAACAAGAAUGACGAAGAUGAAGAAGUGACCGAGGUCAUGGUCGAAGCAAAGCGUCUUCGCGAAGAGCAGGCAAAGCGUAAUGCCGAGGAGUUUGGUGAAGAAGGCGAGGACAUGCGCUUGCAGCUAGAGGGCUUUCGUAACGGACUUUACGUUCGAAUCGAGUUUUCAGGCGUGCCCGCUGAAUUUGCUCGACACUAUGAUCCGACGAACCCGAUCGUUGUGGGCGGAUUGCCGAACAUGGAAGACGUACUUGGGCUCGUGCGGAUGCGCUUCAAGAAGCACCGUUGGCACAGGAAGAUACUGAAAACCAACGACCCGCUCGUCUUUUCUAUCGGCUGGCGACGAUUCCAGAGUUUGCCUCUGUACUCUAUCGAAGACACGAACGAGCGUCAUCGUUAUCUGAAGUACACACCGGAGCACAUGCAUUGCCACGCCACGAUUUUCGGCCCAAUGUGUCCUCCCAACACGGGUGUGCUGGCUUUUCAGACACUGGCAAACAACGUGGACGGGUUUCGUGUCAGUGGCACUGGCGUGGUAUUGGAGCUGGACCACAAGUUUGAUGUCGUGAAGAAGCUCAAGUUGAUUGGUACGCCGAGCAAGAUUCACAAGAACACUGCCUUCAUCAAGGGCAUGUUCAACACGGACUUGGAAGUCGCCAAGUUUGAGGGUGCUAGCGUUCGCACAGUGAGUGGUGUGCGAGGGCGCAUUAAAAAGGCACUUCGCGGCGAGAAGGGUGACUUCCGAGCUACCUUUGAGGACAAGAUUCUGAAGAGUGACCUCGUGUUUUGUCGCACUUGGGUACCUGUGGAGCCCAAGCAGUUGUACAAUCCGGUGACGUCGCUGCUCACAAACGUCAGGGGCUCAAGCAAAAGUACAUUGGGACUUAUGAAGACCACGUACGAGCUGCGCAAGGAACAAAAGCUGGCCGUUCCUGUCAACCCGGAUUCUCUGUACAAACCUAUCGUGCGCACGGGGCGCAAAUUUGCGGCACUGAGGGUACCCAAGAAGCUGCAGGCCGAUUUGCCAUUUGCCAGCAAGCCCAAAGAAGACAAGAAGAAGGGGGCCAAGAAGGGAUAUCUAGCAAGUCGAGCAGUGGUGCUCGAGCCCGAGGAGAAGAAGAAGUAUGGUUUCUUGCUGCGCGUGAAUACUGUAAGACGUGAUCGAGAAGCUACACGCAAGGAACGACAGAGUCAACGAAAUGCUGAGGGCCUGAAGCGGAAGCAGCGCGAAGAGAUGCAGUUUGAGAGCGUGCACAAAGCCGAAAAGAAGGCCAAGUAUCGGGCCGAGGGCAAGGACGCUGCUUACCGUGCGAAGAAGACAGCAGCGCAUUGA